Messenger RNA from Protopolystoma xenopodis, 918 nucleotides. The record is from the annotation of a GenBank genome assembly. Lineage: Eukaryota; Metazoa; Platyhelminthes; Monogenea; Polystomatidea; Polystomatidae.
AUGGAGGUGGACGAGAGAACCAACUUCCAGGAAUACAAUGUAUCCUGUUCAGCAGAACUUGAUGGUGGAAAAGAAGUGAAUUUCAUGAUCAUCAAUCUGACUGACUAUGCUAUUGAAUCCUAUCAGCCAAAUAACCAGUCUAAGCUAAAAAAUAUUCAUAUAGUCUUCGUCUUCAUCAUCCUCGGCGGUAUGCAAUUAAUUAGCGUAUCUAUUGUUAUAUUCUCCCUCCUUUCAUUCAACGUUCUCAAUGAGGCUUCGCUUGCUAAAGGGGAAAGCAUGAUCUUCCGUAAUCGUGGUGCCGGUUUUCACGACGACAGACUCAAUACGCCAAGAUUAGCCCGUAACGUGGGUGAAAUGGAAGAGACAAAGCUUCUUGACCUGUACCUUGAACUUCAGGUCGUCUCUGGCUUCGCUCAAGAACCGGUGUUUCUGAGGCUAGAAACAGGUAUGCCGGCACCCUUUAAGAUGCAAAACAUAAACAAUGCUAAAGCUGCGAACGUGUCACUGGUUAGUGUACCAACAAGACAUACAUCUGGGUUGUUCAAUGAAGUGACAAACACAAUGAAGCAGUUGGUUAAGGCGACUAGGGUCUCAAUAAAAAGCGACACCAGCUGCGGAAUUGGUGAAGGCUCCUCAGCCGCAGCGAUAUUUACAGAGUUCAGUGGUCGAACUGAGAGGAGACAGAAUAUUAACAAUGCAUCCUUAGCUCAUUUCGAAACGUCUGAAGAAGAGCUGAAGAAAGAAAAUGUAGAAGAAUUAAAUUCUGGCGAACAGAUUGUUACCAUUACAUGUGAAGAAGCAUGUCCAUAUUUGGACGACUAUUCCCUCAGUCUUAUAAAGCAAGAGAGGCUUAAGUUGCAGUCAGAUCUGGAGAAUGGUUUGCUACAGGUUAGAUAUCAGGGCCAACUUUUGUUAUGA